Molecule: messenger RNA, 4924 nt
Organism: Cavia porcellus (domestic guinea pig)
Lineage: Eukaryota; Metazoa; Chordata; Mammalia; Rodentia; Caviidae
Product: transducin beta like 1 X-linked
Exons: 19
Coding region: 433-2100 (555 amino acids)
Biological process (GO): regulation of transcription by RNA polymerase II
Cellular component (GO): histone deacetylase complex
Molecular function (GO): protein binding; transcription corepressor activity
Source: RefSeq, a predicted model, not a curated record
UAUUGCACUCUUCGUUUGUUGCAUGUAAUACCUCAGCUUCAGCCUGCACAAGCCCAGGGAGCCCGGGAGCACCAGAGGGCAGGCUCAAGGGACGGCCCCACCAAGUCCUUCUGGGGGGUCUCGAAUGGCAACUGAUACUUAAUAAGACACAAUGUGUUCUGCUGAUUCACAAUUAUGGAGACUGUGUAGCAGGAGAUAGACGAGGGGCCUAGAGAGAAAGUGCGGGCCGAAGGAGGGAUUUGCCAACGCCUGCUUCUGAGCUGGUCCCUGCAGGCGGGCACCUCGAGCAGUCUGCAACAGAUGCUGGCCGCUCCCUGGCUCAAAGGUCUACACAUGAAGUCACCAUAACGUUUAUUUAAUCCUGCUGACUUUGGACAGUCAGCUGCAUCCUGGCUUAUUUACAGUUCGGUAGCCUCGAGGACAAAGACAUAGAUGCUGGGGAUCGGGCCCAGGAGCACAUGCAUGAUAGAGGGUGGCUCCCACUUCGUGAAGACCUCAUCGUCGCGAGGUGGGGCUAAGAUGAGCAUAACCAGCGACGAGGUGAACUUUCUGGUGUAUCGGUAUCUCCAGGAAUCAGGUUUUUCCCACUCGGCCUUCACGUUUGGGAUUGAGAGCCACAUCAGCCAGUCCAACAUCAAUGGGACACUAGUGCCACCAGCUGCCCUCAUCUCCAUCCUGCAGAAGGGCCUGCAGUAUGUGGAGGCUGAGAUCAGCAUCAACGAGGAUGGCACGGUGUUUGACGGCCGCCCCAUAGAGUCCCUGUCCCUGAUCGACGCGGUGAUGCCCGACGUGGUGCAGACCCGGCAGCAGGCGUUCCGGGAGAAGCUCGCUCAGCAGCAAGCCAGUGCCGCGGCAGCGGCAGCAGCAGCGACAGCAACCACAACAGCAGCCACGACAGCGCCAGCAGCUGCUUCUCAGCAGAACCCUCCGAAGAACGGAGAGGCCACAGUGAACGGGGAAGAGAACGGAGCGCAUGCAAUCAACAACCACUCAAAGCCCAUGGAGAUCGAUGGAGAUGUUGAAAUUCCUUCCAGCAAAGCCACCGUCCUUCGGGGCCACGAGUCCGAGGUGUUCAUUUGUGCCUGGAAUCCUGUCAGUGACCUGCUAGCCUCUGGAUCCGGCGACUCCACCGCUCGGAUAUGGAACCUCAACGAGAACAGCAAUGGAGGCUCCACACAGCUCGUGCUGAGGCAUUGUAUCCGAGAGGGGGGCCAUGACGUCCCGAGCAACAAGGAUGUCACCUCGCUGGACUGGAACAGCGACGGGACACUGCUGGCUACAGGUUCCUACGACGGUUUUGCAAGAAUAUGGACAGAGGAUGGUAACUUGGCUAGCACCUUAGGCCAGCAUAAAGGACCUAUCUUUGCCUUGAAGUGGAACAAGAAGGGGAAUUACAUUUUGAGUGCUGGUGUAGACAAAACGACAAUAAUUUGGGACGCCCACACAGGAGAAGCCAAGCAGCAGUUUCCUUUUCAUUCAGCCCCGGCUCUCGAUGUGGACUGGCAGAACAACACUACUUUCGCCUCUUGUAGCACGGAUAUGUGUAUUCACGUGUGCAGACUCGGCUGCGACCGUCCAGUCAAAACCUUCCAAGGACACACGAAUGAAGUCAAUGCCAUCAAAUGGGAUCCUUCCGGAAUGUUGCUAGCAUCCUGCUCUGAUGACAUGACAUUAAAAAUCUGGAGUAUGAAGCAGGACACCUGUGUGCAUGACCUUCAGGCCCACAGCAAAGAGAUCUACACCAUCAAGUGGAGUCCCACAGGGCCCGCCACCAGCAACCCAAACGCCAACAUCAUGUUAGCGAGCGCUUCGUUUGAUUCUACGGUUCGGCUGUGGGACGUGGAACGAGGCGUCUGCAUCCACACACUGACCAAGCAUCAGGAGCCUGUCUACAGUGUAGCGUUCAGCCCUGAUGGGAAGUACCUGGCCAGCGGCUCCUUUGACAAGUGCGUGCACAUCUGGAAUACUCAGAGCGGAAGUCUGGUCCACAGCUACCGAGGCACGGGUGGCAUCUUCGAAGUGUGCUGGAACGCUCGAGGCGACAAAGUGGGUGCCAGCGCUUCCGAUGGCUCUGUGUGUGUUUUAGACCUGCGGAAGUAAACACAAAAUAUCAUAGAGGGGAAAAAAAAAAAGAAUUGUAAUGGACCAGCAGCGAAUUCAUGGGCGGUAGCACUGUUCCAACUCUCAAUUCCCAAAGCGUCUGAGUGUGACCCACGUGAGAGUGUGCUUUGACAUCAGCUCAUCCCUGGCCAAAGGCAUCCGUCUUCUUUCCUAAUCUUCACCCAGAAGUUUAAAAACCAAGCAAACCCAAACGCAUACCCACAGUCAUAUCAAGCGGUGGGUAAAGGGUCUCCACUUAGGACAUCCUGCUGGGGAAGGAUGAAGCCACCAGCGGCUUGGUUUCCAUCCACCUGAGGCUCUGAUGGCCGACGAAUGCAGGAAAGGCUGUGCCAAAAGAAGAAAAAGAGAAAUGCUGUGAGAAACCAAAAGGGGAAAGAACACCUCUCGUGGUGCCCCCACCCUGUCAAUUUGGACACUACAGUCACUCUCACGGAGGGUGUGUGCAGAGGGUGUAUUCGGAGACCAGUUUGUACCCGUGAAUGAUGCGCAACUUUGUAAUCCCAGCACCUUCUACUUUCUAGAACCUUCUUUGUUCAGUGGUUUUUCCAUUCACUGGAACUCUGUCAUCCGCAGGCCUUGGCUUAAGACGCAAACUGUUUUGAGUUGGUUGUUUCUUCCCUCCCACACCCACCCCAUGCUGUUUUCCUUUGUCUGGUGUGGUCUUGCCCUUCAUGACACCCGCAGCGGAUGUGGCCACGUGGACCUGGUGACAAAACCAUGGAUGGACAGCUCCCCCGCUCUGCCCUUCGCUCACACCUGCUCUGUCCCUCUCUCAUGGUCCUUUCACAUCUGAGUUCACAAAGGGCACUUUCGGCGUUCAGUAAGUGCUUUAUGUAAGAAAGCGGGGAGGGGGAGUUUUUACAGGAGAAAAAAAAUGACUUAUAAGAGAAAGAGCCUGGAGUAUUUUUGGAAAAAAAUAAUAUUUUUAUGUUAAAACAAUUUUAAAAUCCCAAAAUGGCCAUCAGACACAGAGAGCUUUGUGUGAUUCCUGUUUUACAAACAUUGACAUUUAAGGAGAUACAGGCAGUGGGAGGCAGCUUGCCCUUUCCCUCUGUGGUGUGGAAGGUGGCCGACAGCUGGGUGACAAGGCCAGCCGCAGGAGCUGUGCGCUCCUUCCUGUCACGCAUCUUCCUCGGCAGUGCAGUGACCCACGGGUCCACCAUCAAGAGCAUGCCCAACCGGCCCUUGUAGGGCUGACCUAAAGGCUCCGGACAGUCACUGUCCAGUGACAAAGCAGCAACACCCGAGGAAGACAUUCAGCCCCGAGGAAGACAUUCGGCCCUGAUGAUAAAUUAGUCCACAGGUACAGUGUCGCCCACCCCUUCCACUGGCUUGUUUCUUUCGGUCUUUGGAGAUGAGAGAGAUUUUUUUUUUAAACAAUGAAUCUUUUUACUGUUUUUUAAAGAUUAAACACAGCUUUGCGCUGCCCUCUUCAGCCGAGGCGGGGUGUUACUCAGAGAGUAGUGUCCAUCCACAGAGCUGGAAAUGGGCGAGGGCUUCAUCCCACUUGGGAUGUAUGGGGCUAGCCACACAAGUGGCCUCGGGGACUGGGCGGUGACCACCACAGCAGCACAAGCAGACCGGAAAGAGCCAUGUCUUCUAGUGGAGUAGUGUGUGCGGGUGCUGUUACCUGAACACUCAGCCAACAAAGCCGAAGUGCUGUGAAGUGAUGGGUCCCCUUUUUGAGUGUAACAGGUGUACCCACUCCCAGGAUGCAUCAGUUCAGGAUGCAGGCUGUUGGGGGUUCAGACAAGCACCAUCUUUAGUGCACCCCAAAUAAAUAUGCAUUCCUCUCUGCCAAGCAUUAGCUGUCCAGUUUCAGCCCAUUGUCCUGAUACGACUUGUGUAAUCCACCGUGGGUAGUGAUGGGCAUGGUGUGUAAGGGGUUCACUAGCCAAUCUGGGCCUAGAUUCCAGGACCAGAGUCUCACACCCGGGGGAGCAAAGCCACCACCUCAUCAUCUCUUCUUGCACAAAGCGGGCCACCACAUCCCCUGCUGUCCAUCAGCACAACAGAGCAUGGGUCAAAGGACGGCAGACCCAGCCGGAGAACACUGCUGCUCACACUCCGGGAGUGUGUCCCACUCUUGGCACCUCCAAUCACCUGGCCCCUGGAGCCAGCACACUCAGCUUUGCAGCCAAGGGCCAUGUGUCACGUUGCCCAACCUCGUCUAUUGCUCUGAGGGAUGCUUCAGUCUCGGUGGCCAAAAAAUGUAACCUUGCAAGCAGACACAAGUGACCACGAGCCAUGCCCAACCUGCCUGGGAAAGGGAGCUGUCCCUCAGGGACCGAGAGCGCCAUGGGCACGGGAUGGGGUUGGCUCUUCUACCCUGACAACACCGACGCUAUAGAACAUGACCUGUUCUGUCUUUCUCAAACAUAGAUCACGGAGACUAGCCAAGUGCACUUUGUCCGAUGUGAGGAUCUGCUUCGUUCCUUGUUGUUUUUCUCUUUUUUAACCUCUCGUUUCCCCUUUAUUUUGUUUUCUUUGUGUUUCUUGUGAGAUACAAAAAUGUUUCUUCCACCACUCACUGAAGUUUUGAAUUCUGGCUUCUGUGGUUUUUAUUGUCUGUGUCAGACAUACAGCCAGACGUGGUUCUCUGUCAGCAUUUUCCAGAUUCUGUUCAACAGCAUUGACCCCCCCCACCCCAGUUUUGUUCUGUACCCCUAACCCCCACUCAUCCCUCACACUCUUGGAGAGAAAAAAAAUCACCUUGUGUGUCGUAGCUCAUUUUAUUUCCAGAGAGAAUCAACAGAUCAUAUUCAGUGUCUUGAAUAAAUUGCUCUAUUUUGAUAUUAGAGAA